Peronospora matthiolae is the source of this 195-nucleotide messenger RNA. NCBI's taxonomy places the organism in Eukaryota, Oomycota, Peronosporomycetes, Peronosporales, Peronosporaceae. The record is from the annotation of a GenBank genome assembly.
AUGAGUGCAGUGUCCCAAGCACUGGAACACGUCCAGAAGCAGGACGUGGUGACGGCCGUUGGCCCAGGAAAGGUCCGAGGCGUGAGUCCGACCAUGUCGCUAAGCCGCGACAGCAAGUCGGACCGUCAAAAAACGGUCAGGUUAGUAGGGGCGGAGCACCCUGCUGAUCCAGCAACGUCAAGAGAGUGUUCAUGA